UUCAAAGCUGAGCAUUCAAAAAUAUGAAAUCGAAUCACUUGGUUUUCACACUUUUUAAUUAUUGAAGAAUUAUAUAUACAUAUAAAUAUAUUACUAUAUAUAGCCUAAGCAGUUAUAGACUUUUCAGCAUGACCAAUUCAAGCAACUCUGACCAAGUAAUAUUAGCUACAGGAGGGUAUGAUCAUACUAUUAAAUUAUGGCAAGUAAAUUCGGGUGUUUGUAGGCAUACAGCGCAACACACUGAGUCUCAAGUUAAUGCCUUAGCGAUCACACCUGAUAAACAGCUACUAGCAGCAGCAGGUCAUCAGCAUAUUCGUAUGUAUGACUUGAUGUCCAACAGUACUAGCCCAGUUAUUAAUUAUGAAGGGAUGACUAAAAAUGUUAGUAGUGUUGGUUUUCAUGAAGAAGGAAAAUGGAUGUUUACAGGAGGAGAAGAUUGCAGUGCUCGCAUUUGGGAUCUGAGAUCCAAAAAUCUUCAGUGCCAAAGAAUAUUUCAGGUUAGUUCUCCUGUUAAUUGUGUUUGUCUCCAUCCUAAUCAAUCUGAGCUGAUUGUUGGAGAUCAAGGAGGAAUUAUUCAUCUUUGGGAUCUGAAAACAGACCACAAUGAACAGUUGAUUCCAGAACCUGAUUCCUCGAUUCAGUCAGUAUCAAUAGAUCCUGAAGGUAAAAUGGUGGCUGCUGUGAACAAUAAAGGGAGUUGCUUCAUUUGGUCUAUUACUACUGCUGAAUGUGGACCUUCUAAACUUAGUCCUCGGCAUCACAUAGUAGCACAUCGGUGCUACGCCCUAUCUUGCUCCCUCAGUCCAGAUUCUAAGCUUUUGGUAACAUGUUCAGCUGAUCAAACAGCUAGGUUGUGGGAAACAGAAAACUUUUCCUUGGUUAUGGAACUGAAACAUGGCACACAAAGAUGGGUCUGGGAUGCUGCUUUUUCUGCUGAUUCCAAAUAUCUACUAACAGCUUGCUCAGAUAAUAUUGCACGCCUGUGGAAUUUGGAUACUGGCAACAUUGAGAGAGAGUACAGCGGUCAUCAGAAAGCUAUAACUGCUCUUGCUUAUUCUGAUACUCCAGUUCAGUCAACCCCAAAUUUGUGAUU
Nezara viridula (southern green stink bug) is the source of this 1093-nucleotide messenger RNA. NCBI's taxonomy places the organism in Eukaryota, Metazoa, Arthropoda, Insecta, Hemiptera, Pentatomidae. The record is from the annotation of a GenBank genome assembly.